CUGUUUUUAGUGAGGGGGAGGGUGUGUAAUAUUCAAGUAACUUACGUUGGCUUUUCUCCCAGAUAGAAUUUGGUCUGGGAAUUUCAAUUUUAAAUCUGAGGGGUAGUUUGGAGCUCACUUCAAGAAAACAGCCUGUAAAGUGUUAGCUUAUCAACUUCUUUAACAACAGCAGGUACAGUAAGUAAACUCAUUUGUGCGCGUUUCGUUGCUUUCAAUCAAUCUGGGUCCUCCGGGCAUGUUUAUCAGAAAGAAACCGAACAGUAUCAGAAAAAGCGCACACGGGUACCAUGACGACAGAGGUGGGAUCUGAGACGGAGGUGAAGAAGGAGCCGGAAAAGGCGGAAUCGCAGCAGGAACAGCCAGCGGCAACCGCGUCGAAGGAAGAACCCGCCAACGAGGCCAAGCCCGAGGCUGAACCAGCCGCCUCCGAACCCCCCACAGCAGCAGCAGAACCAGUAGCCGCCGCCACCGCAGAGGCAACAGCCUCCGACACCCCAGCCGCCAAGGAGCAGCAGCAGACCUCCGAGAGCGAGCAGGCCAAGGCUGAGGAGCCCAAGGCGGAGGACAAGAAGGACAAGAAGGAGAAGGAGGGCAAGGAGGGCAAGGGCAUCUCCCGGUUCCUCCCUCCAUGGCUUAAGAGGUCCAAGUCCCAAAGCCAGGUGGGACCCAAAGAGAGCGCGCCCAAGGAGGGGAGCGUGGAGGCUGUGAAAGAGGAGGAGGAGAAGAAGGAGGAGGAGGAGGAGGGCAAGGCAGCAGAGGAAGACAAGGUCGACGGGGAGCAACAGGCUCAGGCCGCAACAGCGGAUCAGUCCCAGGAGCAGAAGGAGGCAACCGCAGGGAGGUGCCGUCCGCUCAGGAGCCCAAAGCAGACGACAAGGAGGAGGAGAAGCACUCUAUAGGCAGCGCCGACACACAGCCCGCCAAGGAGGAGAAAGGUGAGGACUCCCAGGAGAAGGACGCUGAGGAGACGAAGGCUGAGAACGGAGUAGAGGAGGAGGCCAGCGAGGAGGCCAAGAAGGACGACGAGGCCACGGACAAGGCCGACACU
This is a messenger RNA of Alosa alosa (allis shad), 1048 nucleotides long. Its product is annotated as band 4.1-like protein 2. Lineage: Eukaryota; Metazoa; Chordata; Actinopteri; Clupeiformes; Clupeidae. The transcript is spliced from 3 exons. The record is from RefSeq and is a predicted model, not a curated record. Bases 288 to 899 code for a protein of 203 amino acids.